Messenger RNA from Nipponia nippon (crested ibis), 982 nucleotides. It is a transcript of the gene RGS1, whose product is annotated as regulator of G protein signaling 1. The record is from RefSeq and is a predicted model, not a curated record. NCBI's taxonomy places the organism in Eukaryota, Metazoa, Chordata, Aves, Pelecaniformes, Threskiornithidae.
CAGAUCUGUUCACACCAACUAGCAGGGCUGCCUGCGUCAAUAAAAGGCAGUAGCAGAGGCAGUGAACUGACAUUUGGUGCUUGGAGGAUUAUCGUUGCAAGUCGCUUCGUGUUAAAGUUGAGUAAAAUGCCAGGAUUUUUUUUUCCCCACAACAACAUGACUGAAUUAAAUGGAAGAGAAGACUGUAAGCUUGCAGAAGGCAAAAUCCAUAAAAAGAAGCAAAAGGCUUUUGGUUCCGAUCUCAAAAAUUAUUUGAAGUGCAUGGUACCACAUAUUGAAUCUGGGAUCAAGACUUCUAACUCCAGAAAUGUCAUGCUUUCUGCAGAGGAAGUAAUACAGUGGUCCCAGUCUUUGGAAAAACUGUUGGCCAGCCAAAGCGGUCAAGGUGUCUUUCGCGAGUUUCUGAAGUCAGAGUUCAGUGAGGAAAACAUCGAGUUCUGGUUGGCUUGUGAGGAUUACAAGAAAACCAAGUCUGAUCACUUACAUGGGAAAGCAGAGAGGAUUUAUGAGGAGUUUGUUCAGUCAGAUGCUAUUAAACAGAUCAAUAUUGACUAUCAGAUGAGGGAAGCAACAGCCAAGAGGGCUCGAGCCCCAACUCACACAAGUUUUGAUGAAGCCCAGAAAACCGUGUACAUACUCAUGGAAAGGGAUUCAUAUCCCAGAUUUUUGAAAUCCAAAGCCUACCUGAACCUUUUGAACCAGCUGCAAACCAACACUUCAAAAUGAAGUGUUUGAGGCAGUGAAGAGCCAAGUAGACUCUGACAAAUAUCCUGUUGAGAGAAACUUCAGGGUGGUUGGAUCUCGGCAAGAAGAACCCCCGCCUUGGGAGGGGGUUUGAGAGAGAUGUAAACAGCUCCACAGCCAAAGGAACACAGGAUAAAAGCUGGCAUGACUGUUACAAGGGUGAGAAGCACAGGGAGAAAAUCCUCUCCUCCCAUACACCAUGGAGUCAAGACAGGAUAUGGAUAUUAUUUAUUGUUUG